AUGAGUUCCUCCGCCGGCGGCGGCGGCGGCGGCGAUCCGAAGCUCCCUCACGACGUUAUCAUCGAAAUUCUGAAGCGGUUGCCGGCGAGGUCGCUCCUCCGAUUCCGGAGCGUCUGUCGGUUGUGGCGUUCCACCAUCGACGACCUUGCUUUCGUGGCCCUCCACUCGAGGUACUCCGCUCUUGACGCCUCCAGUCGGUAUGUCGUGUGUAUAGAUUGGGGCGGUCCCGACGAGCGCCGCUGCUCUCUGUUCCGCAGCGAGUCUUUCGCCCUGCAAUCCCCGUCGCAGAUCGAAAUCCCCUUCGUCAAUCCCGUCAAUGGUUACGCUCUCGUCGGUUCGUGUAAUGGCUUGAUCUGCUUUACUGAACUCUCCAAGCAUAGCCGUGAUGAGACGAUGUACGUGUGGAAUCUCUUCACCAGAAGGUACAAGGCGGUUAUUCUAUCCCAUCCGGGCCUUUUCUCCGCGGCGACUACUCCGGAAGCUUUAGGGUUUGGCUUCGACGCUUGGUCUGGUGAUUAUAAAAUUGUGAGGAUUCGCUAUCGACAUGAUACAUAUCUAGUCGAGAUUUAUUCCCUCAGGAUGGAUUCCUGGAGAAGCUUGGAGUGUCAGGUUCCUGCUUUCUGCGCUUUCCGACCUUCAGUCUUCUUGAAUGGGAAUCUACACUGGCAUCUUUUUGAGCACGAUGAUCCGCGGAAGGAGCGGAAGGAGGGUGGAUGGGACUCGAUACUUUUGUUCGACCUUGCAGGCGAGAUGUUUCAUGAAAUGGCCCUGCCGGAAGAGAUGAUUCACCAAGACAAUGGCUAUUUAUUAGCGCAUCUGUCGGUAUUAGAUGACUUUCUGGCCAUGUUUAUUCAUGUUACUGACCGUGUACAUUCUUGUUCUGUUUGGGUUAUGAGGGAGUACUGCAGUCCUGAUUCUUGGACUGAGCUGUAUAGUGUCAAGUCCCCUGGACUAGUGACGAAUUUUUACGGCUUCAUGAGCAAUGGGAAUGUCCUUAUGGAAAUGGAUGAUAAACGAGUCUGUUGGGAUCCGAAGACGGGCCAAUACGUGAAUCUUCCACUGUCGGCGAAUCUCAAUUUGGUCACCGUCGGAGAAAGCCUUCUUUCAUUUUAG
Messenger RNA from Eucalyptus grandis, 1113 nucleotides. RefSeq names its product F-box/kelch-repeat protein At3g23880-like. Gene Ontology annotation, molecular function: protein binding. Bases 1 to 1113 code for a protein of 370 amino acids. NCBI's taxonomy places the organism in Eukaryota, Viridiplantae, Streptophyta, Magnoliopsida, Myrtales, Myrtaceae. The transcript has a single exon. The record is from RefSeq and is a predicted model, not a curated record.